GUUCACCAAAAAGAUUAAGUAGAACAUUUAGUACAGUAAAUAAUAAUAAUAAUAGUAAUAUAUCAGAGAGAGUAAAAUUUUUUCAACAAAAGGAUGAGGAAGUAAAACAGCAAUCCUCACCAAUAUCUAGUUCAAGACAUAGUAGAAAAUUAAGUGUAAAUAGUGAUUCUGAUAGUGGUAGUAAUAGUGGAAGUUUUAAUAAAAGCUUCUCAAGUCAAAAACCUCUUAUAAAUUCAAAUUUAAAUAAGCCCAUCCAACAACCUCACAAACCAAUCCCCCAAACAAUAAAUAAAAAUAUACCACAACAAAACGAAAAUUUCCAAACCAAUGGGCCCAAAAGAUCCUCUAGACCAUUACCAACACCACCAAUCUCAAGAAGCACGAGUGUAGAGAGUAAUCUUAGUAAUAUGAGCACCACAAGUGGUCCUAAAGAAAUGCCACCACCCCCACCCCCAAUUGUAAAUGAAACUCAAAAUGAAACCAAUGUAUAUAAUAACAAUUCAAAUCAACAAGAAUCUCAACAACAACCAAUAAAUGUACAGCAACAAGUAGAAUAUUCAGAUAAUAACUAUUUACAUAAAGAUGAUUUUUCAAAUGAAGAUUAUAACCAACAACAAAUUUGUAUAGAAAAUUUAACAAUGACCAAUUAUGAUGGUAAUGAUCAACAGUAUCAAGAGAGUAUUGAUGGAAGUAAUGAUUACUCCCAAGCAAACUAUCAAGAGUUUGAAAACAUCGAUUUUAAAUCUUUUAAAAAGAGACCAAUGGAUCUAGACACUGAGACCGUUUUAAAUGCGAUUGAAGCUUUAGAAGAAUACCAUAGAUCACCAAAUCCAGAAGAAUAUGAAGAUUAUGAAAAUGACAAUGAAAAUGGUGACUUAAUAGAUGUUUCAUUGCUUAAUGAUGUAAAUAGUGCCAAUACCACUGCCACAAAUACAAAUGGGAACUGCAGCAGUAGAAGCAGCAUUGAAAGUAACCAUUCCACAUCUACAUCUGCCUCUGCUUCAUCAGCUUCACAAAUUAAUCAUAGUCAAAAUAAAAUUCCAAUUUCUGCAUCAUCCUCAUCCUCAUCUUCAUCUCUAACAUCGAGCAACAAUAAACCACCAACUCAGCCAAGAUCACAUCCUGUUGCAAAUAGCCAAGGUACAUAUAUUCAUAGAUCGACAUCAUCUACAUCCUCUAUUUCCUCAACAUCAAGUGAUAACGAAGCAACCCAGAAAAAAAUUUUAGACGAGAUAUUAUCAACAGAAGAAGAUUAUUUAAGAGAUUUAGACUUUAUUAUUAAUGAUAUGGUCGAACCAUUAUCUUUAAAAGGAAUAGAUAAACCAACAUUAAUGGGUGUUUUUUCAAAUAUAGAAAUAAUUCGUAAUGUUAGCAAAACCAUUGUUGAUGAUUUAAAAUCAAAUACAUUAAAUUUACAUAAUUUUAUUUUAGUAUUUAAAAAAAUGAGUGCAUUCUUUAAAAUGUAUUCACAAUACUGUACACAUCACCCCAAAUCUAUUCAAAAUAUUAACGAUUUGGUUAAAAACAAUUCAACAUUUUCGCAAUUUAAAAAUGAAAUAGCAAGCAAUCCCAACUCAAGAGGUCUAUCAUUGUUGGAUUAUUUAAUUAAACCCAUUCAACGUAUUUGUAAAUAUCCUUUAUUAUUUAAUGAAUUAAUUAGAACUACUCUAAAGGAUGAUAAAGAUUAUGAAAUAUUACAAGAAGUUCAUGGUAAACUUGUAGAGGUCGCCGAAUUUGUAAAUCAAUGCCAACAUACAAAAGAGAAUAAUGAUAGAUUAUUAGAAAUCCAAAAUAUGAUAGAAGGAGCCCCUUUUACAAUUUUAGAAUCAACAAGAAAGAUAUUAAAAGAGAGUUGGGUUAGAAUUAAAGAAGGAAAGAGUGAUGACUCUCACAGUCGAUAUGUAUUAUUGUUCAAUGAUAAUAUAAUGUUUACAAAAAACUCAUCCUUCACAAAGAAAUAUCAAUUUUCAUUCUGCUUACCAUAUCACUCAACUAAAAUACAAACCUCUGUUAAACCAUUAUCUCUACUUCUCUCUGGCACCAACUCUGAUAAUAUCAAUAUAUCAAUCGAAAUGAUAUUCCAAGAACAACAAGAAAAAGAUGAAGUAUAUCAAUUACUUUUAGAUUUAAUCGAAAAGGGUAAAAGAACUUUAGAAACACUUAAAAGUCGUAGCUCAGUUUUAAUACCAAAAAAUUUAUCUGCCAAUACAAGUCCAAUUUUAAAAUCAACAGUUUCAUCAAAUAAUAUAAAAUCUGGUGGUUCUUUAGGUAAAUCAUCAGGCUCAAAUAUCUUAACCUCACCACCAUUCAUUUCAAAACUAAAUCAACAACAACAACAAAAUCAAAGCCAUCAGGCAUUAGUCAAUCUUUCAAAAAUAAUGAUGGAAGAGGACGCAAAAAAAAGAAGAACUGUUUUAAAUCCAAUUGGAGAUAAAAAUAAUAAUUUAAAAUAA
Messenger RNA from Dictyostelium purpureum, 2453 nucleotides. RefSeq lists its product as uncharacterized. NCBI's taxonomy places the organism in Eukaryota, Evosea, Eumycetozoa, Dictyosteliales, Dictyosteliaceae. The annotation marks the transcript as partial. The transcript is spliced from 2 exons. Gene Ontology annotation, cellular component: cytoplasm. Gene Ontology annotation, molecular function: guanyl-nucleotide exchange factor activity. The record is from RefSeq and is a predicted model, not a curated record.